CCGCCCUCCCCAGCUCCCCCCAAACUCCCCCCAGAGCCCACUCCUGCCUGUAAGCUAUCUUACACUCCAUCCUUUCACCUCCUUCAUUCGUUCCACAAUGGCUGACGUCUCUCACAAAGAGUCGCCUUCGAGCGAGAAGGCGUCUUUCACGCAGCAACAAACCAGUGAUGCUCCCGCAGCACCACGCCUGGACUUGUCCAAGGAGAACUCCGAGGGCCUGUUGGUCAACGCGCUCUCCGGCAUCUCUCAAGACCAGCUCUUCCGCGAUGUUGACCAAUUCUUGCAAGAGAAGCAGAUCCAAGAGGACCCCGCCUUGUUCCACCGCGCAGCCCUCGCCGCUCAAGAACCCGCACGUUUCGAGUCAAUCGAUGGCUUGCAAGAGGAUGAGCGCAGCGCGCUUCAAAAGGAGCUGACCAGCAGAUGGGCAGCCCCUUGGACACUCUACCUGACCAUCCUGGCCUGCAGCAUUGGUGCGGCUACCCAAGGUUGGGAUCAGACGGGCUCCAACGGUGCAAACCUGUCCUUCCCCGCGGAGUUUGGCAUUGACGGAACUGACCGUGGAGAGUGGAUCGUUGGUGUGGUCAAUUCGGCUCCUUACCUUGCCUCGGCCGCCCUCGGCUGCUGGCUUUCUGACCCUCUCAACAACAUGUUCGGACGUCGCGGUACCAUCUUCAUCACUGCCCUCAUCCUCAUCGCCACCCCCAUCGCCUCCGGCUUCACUCACUCUUGGCAGACCCUCUUCGUCGUUCGUCUCAUCCUGGGUAUCGGCAUGGGUGCCAAGGGAAGCACUGUCCCCAUCUUUGCGGCUGAAAACUCUCCCAACGCUAUCCGUGGAGCGCUCACCAUGUCUUGGCAAUUGUGGACCGCUUUCGGUAUCUUCGCUGGUUUCGUGGCGAACUUGGUCGUUGCAGACACUGGACGCAUCGCUUGGAGACUUCAACUGGGAUCUGCUUUCAUCCCCGCUGUGCCUCUCGCAUUCCUCAUCUGGCUCUGCCCCGAGUCCCCCCGUUGGCUCAUGAAGAAGGGCCGCUACACCGCAGCCUACCAAGCCCUCCAAAGACUUCGCUUCACCAAGCUCCAAGCCGCACGUGACCUGUACUACAUUCACGUUCAGCUCGAGGAGGAGAAGCGCGUCAUCCGCGGAGCUACCUUCGUCAGCCGCUUCACCGAGCUCUUCACCAUCCCUCGUGUUCGCAUGGCCACCAUUGCAGCUUCGACUGUCAUGCUUGCCCAACAAAUGUGCGGUAUCAACGUCAUGGCCUUCUACUCCAGCACCGUCUUCAAGACGGCCGGCCUUAGCGACCGCGAGGCACUAAAGUCAUCCGUUGGCUUCGGAGCCCUCAACUUCGUCGGCGCCAUUCCUGCCAUCUUUGUCAUCGACAAGUUCGGUCGCCGAUCCCUUCUGCUCACGACCUUCCCCAUCAUGGCUAUCUUCCUCUUUGCCGCCGGUCUGAUGUUCCUAGCCCCCAACACUGCCAACCCUGACUUUGGCAUUGUCCCCGAUGCGGACCAAUUCAUCGCCACCAAGGGCAAGCUCGCCGGUAUUGCCAUCUUCAUCUACCUCUUCACCCUGGCAUACUCGAUCGGCGAAGGCCCUGUCCCUUUCGCCUACUCUGCCGAGGUGUUCCCCCUUGCUCAGCGUGAGCAGGGAAUGGGUUGGGCGGUCGCUACUUGCCUGUUCUGGGCCUCCGUCCUGUCCAUCACUUUCCCUAGAAUGCUGCACGUCUUUGGAUCUCUGGGCACAUUCUUCUUCUACGGCGGAUUGAACCUGAUCGCCUUUGUCCUCAUCUUCUUCUUCGUCCCCGAGACCAAGCGUCUCUCCCUUGAGGAGCUUGACGGUGUCUUCUCCGUUGGCAACAGUCGCUUCGCCAGCUACCAGCUCACCAAGACGCUGCCCUACGCCAUCAAAGUUGCGACUCUGCAGCACCCCGAGAAGCCCGUUCCGCUCUUCAAGAAGGUCAAUGUGGACAUCUUGGAGCAAGCUUAAACGCUUUCCCCCACGACGCCUCACCUUUUCAUUUCAAAAUCCCGCCCUGCCUUUGUCAGCCAGCGUGCUUGAGGUCUCUUAUAACGUCACUGGUUCUCCUACUUCGUCCCUUCCUCUGACUAGCCAUGUACUACUCUGAAACGUCUAAACGCGCGCGCC
Ceraceosorus guamensis is the source of this 2146-nucleotide messenger RNA. RefSeq lists its product as hypothetical. Bases 98 to 1987 code for a protein of 629 amino acids. Gene Ontology annotation, biological process: transmembrane transport. Gene Ontology annotation, cellular component: membrane. NCBI's taxonomy places the organism in Eukaryota, Fungi, Basidiomycota, Exobasidiomycetes, Ceraceosorales, Ceraceosoraceae. The transcript has 4 exons. Gene Ontology annotation, molecular function: myo-inositol:proton symporter activity. The record is from RefSeq and is a predicted model, not a curated record.